AGCUUGAAGAUGGCAUCAUGCCUUUAUGAAUGCCUUUGUGAGGCAGAACUUGAAAAAUACUAUCCCCAUUUUGCUGCCUUCGGUCUUCAGAAGAUUGAUGAGCUUGCCAAAGUUACCAUGAAAGAUUAUACCAAACUGGGGGUCCACGACAUGAAUGAUCGCAAACGACUCUUUCAGCUCAUUAGAAUAAUCAAAAUUAUGCAAGAGGAAGACAUUUCAGACUUAAGCAAGCAAGAUUUUCAACCAAGUGGCCUUUUCAUUCAGCCUCAGGUGACCAGAUCAGGUCCCCGUAGACAGUUGCAUUUUGAGUCCUUCUUUGAAGAAAAUGAUGGAACAGUUAAAGACUCCGAAUCUGAAUCAUACGGUUUAUCUGAUUUUGGUGCUAAUGAAGAGAACAGUGUAGGGGAAAUGUUGGGACACAUUCAACCACAUGAUUCAGAGCUCAUCAGAUUAACUAGAAGAGAUCUAAAUACUCCUGGAAUAUGCGCAAAAAAGGAUCUGAGCUGUCCAACAGUUUCUGAUGAUAUUGCUUCACUCCUGGGGGAUUCUGAAGCUCCUAUUGUUCAAAGAAUAACUCAUAUUUCAGGGUAUAAUUAUGGGCUACCUCAUUCAUGUAUCAGAUCCAGUGCUUCUGAGAAAGAGACACCAUGGACAGAGAGCGAAAAAAUCAGAGUGUGUGUCCGAAAACGUCCUCUGGGCCUGAGAGAGGAGCGACGUGGAGAGGUUAAUAUCAUCACAGUGAAAGACAAGGAAACCUUACUUCUACAUGAAAAGAAGGAGGCAGUCGAUCUCACCCAAUAUAUUUUACAGCAUGUUUUUUAUUUUGAUGAAGUCUUUGGGGAGUCAUGUACCAAUCAGGACGUGUAUAUGAAGACAGCUCAUCCUCUCAUUCAGCACAUUUUCAAUGGAGGCAAUGCAACCUGCUUUGCAUACGGACAGACUGGUGCUGGCAAGACUUACACUAUGAUAGGUACUCAGCGCAACCCAGGACUCUACGCCUUGGCUGCCAAGGACAUCUUUAGACAGUUGGAAGCAUCACAGCCAAGGAAAGAUCUCCUUGUUUUGAUCAGUUUUUAUGAGAUCUACUGUGGACAGCUUUAUGACCUGCUAAAUGGAAGGAAGAGACUUUUUGCAAGAGAAGAUAGCAAGCAUGUUGUUCAAAUAGUUGGACUGCGGGAGGUUCAGGUGGACUCUGUAGAUCUACUGCUGGAGGUGAUUUUGAAGGGGGGGAAAGAACGUAGCACGGGUGCUACUGGAGUCAACUCAGAUUCCUCUCGAUCUCAUGCUAUCAUCCAAAUCCAAAUUAAAGACACAGCCAACAGGACAUUUGGAAGGAUAUCAUUCAUUGACUUGGCUGGCAGUGAAAGGGCAGCUGAUGCCAGAGACUCAGAUCGACAAACUAAAAUGGAAGGAGCAGAAAUAAACCAAAGUCUUUUAGCACUAAAGGAAUGCAUUCGGGCACUGGAUCAGGAACAUGCACACACUCCUUUCCGGCAAAGCAAAUUAACUCAGGUGCUAAAGGAUUCUUUCAUCGGCAAUUCCAAGACAUGUAUGAUAGCCAAUGUGUCACCUAGCCACAUAGCUACAGAGCACACCCUGAACACUUUACGAUAUGCCGACAGGGUCAAAGAGCUGAAGAAAGGGAUUAAAUGUUCUACCCCCAUCACAAACAAGCGUCGGACAGCUGGAAAUGUAUCUCCAAAACGUGUCCAAAACAAUCCCUCUUUGCCACCUGGGGAAAAGAGCUCUCCAAAGAAAGUGAAGCUAGGGCUCCAGCAUCCCUCAAAUGCCACAAAAACAAAGGCAUGUCCUGCAGCACUCCAGCCAUCAAGUGUCCCUUUUACCUCUACCCCCAGGGCCAUCAACAAAGGACAUGCCCACAAAGGAAAUCCCAGCUCACCAUGGUUCCACCACCCUAGCCCAGUUAAGGGUGUCCUACGGAUAGCACAUCCCCUGAAGAAGAAAACUGAUGAUCUGCCUCCCCACUCUGAAAAGAACUCCACUGCAAAGGAUUUCAUCAUCAAAAAUGGUGCCACAGCAGAAACAAAAGAGAGCGGCCAGAGAGACAAGUAUAUGCAAGAGAGACCACCUGCCCAGGGCCUGAAAGUCCAGACAGUGCAACCUGUUCAGAAACAGCUUGUUCCUAGAGAUGAUUUUUCCUUUGGAGAUGGAAAUCUGCUGUCCGAUGGCAGACAGGAAUGGGGAAACAGCUUUGCUAAACAAUGUGUUGAAACCUGGACAAAUCUGCCUCCAUUUCAGAAGGAAAGGGAAGAGCAUUUACGUCUUUAUCACCAGCAGUUUCAGCAACCACCUAUUCUACAGCAAAAACUGAAUUAUCAACCUCUUGAGAGGUUUUUAACGCAGUACAAGCCCCAGGAGAUUCAAGUGAAGCAGGAGCUGAGCCUUCCUCCCACAGAAGUACAGAGCAAAGAGGGGAUGCAGCUGGAAGAUCUGGAUGACAGUGAUUUCAGUGAAGAUUCCUUCUCACCUAUCUGCAGUCAAAAGAGUGUGAAAAGAAAAAACACCAACAAAUGCAGUCAACAUUCAUUUUUCCUCCAUCAAAGAGAACAAGAAACUGAGGAAGAGCAAAAAGGCCAAAAGAGGCAGGAUUUAUUUUUCAAAUAUGCAGUAUCCAUGCAAGAACAUGAACUAGAUGACAGCUGGGAUUGUAGUGAGGACAGCCCAAAGACAGAGGAAUCCAUCAAAAAUGCAGGCUGCAGCAAAACUCCAGCAGACUGGAACUAUGACUUCACUAUUGAGUCCCCUUCAAGCAAUACUGCUGAAAAACCUUACUGCCUGCAGGAUGAUCCUGCUUGUAACUGGAAAAAUAGCAAAGAUUUCCUAGCUGAUCACAAACAGUGCAAAUCCAAACACAGAUGUCUUGUUUACUCCAGUGAAGACACCCUGACUGCAGAAAAUGAGGCUUCAAACUCAUAUGUUUCUCCUGUAUUGAAACUGGGAACUCUAGAGCGCAAAGAGGUCGACCUCCAGCAUGAAGAGAAGGAAGAAUCUACUUUGGAUAGGCAGGCUGUCCUUGCAGGAGAUGUAAAAUGGAAAGCUCGAAAAAACAGCGCUAACCAUUGCGGAUCUUCCAGUUGUUCCUCAGAAUUCUCUUCGGAGCUGAUGGCCCCUCUCAUAUCCCUUCUUGACUACGAGGAAACAACUGGUACAGAGAAAGUGUCUUCUAACCAAGAGACGUCCCCGUGUGCGAAGAACACACACAGCUCCCAGAGCAGGUUUGCAGAAGAGAGCUGGCAGUGCACAAGAAGCAGGGCUCUGACGGACAGCAUGCUGGAACUGGGGGAGCAAACGCGUCGUGGUGGAAGACACUGCACCCCGCUGCAUUCCCCACAAACAGGGGACAAGUGGCUCUCACCCACCUGCUGUGAUGUGAAGCCAUGCCACUGCCUCUUGGGCUCAGCUUCACCAAAGCAAGGGGUCACUCACUGCUUACCUGUUGGACGUGACCUGACAGGAACAUCUGCAGCUGAAUCCACGGGCUCCAGGGGACACAGAGAGUGUGGUUUGUUUCCCAGUAACUCAACGUGCAACGAAUACUCGGGUGGCAGACAGUGCGGUGCAGAUGUUAAAGAUAAUACUGGUAAUUCAGGAAGAUCUAACUCAAAUCAAGGACCCAGUGUUGAGCCCAUGGCUCAGGAAAUAAAUGCUGAUAUACCUGAAAAGAGCUGUUUUUCAGGUGCAGCGUGCUUUCUCAGUGUGGGACAUACGGAUUACACAGCCCAGUCCCCCUCUCAGGAAAGCAGCCUGCUACUGCAGCCCAAGUCAGGGCUGAGGAACGAGGACUUCAGUCAUUCUGAAGACCCAGCCAAGUCAUCGUUCAGCAAUGAGGAAAGAGGGUUGCUGAAGAACAAGUUAAUGCAGAAUCUUUUUACACAAGAGACUUUUGCUGCAGAUUCAGGAUUUGCAGCCAAAGAUAAGCAGCCGUUAGCAAAUGCAAAGAGCCCCUCAGGCGUGUCCAGCAGCAGCUCUGCCAGUGCUGCAUCAGAGAUGGGAAAAUGGCAGAGGGAAGCCCUAGAAAAGGCACAACAGGCUGUAAUUCAGGCCCAUCGGCAGCAGCUGGAUGAAAUGGCAUCCUUGUGCUUCAAGGAAGAGUGCUUGAUAAAUCAGAUGUCAGCAACGGAUUUUCAGAACUUCGUGACCAAGCUGGAUGAAGUCUUGGUACUAAAGUCAAAGUGUAUCCAAACGAUGAGAGACCAGCUUCAGCUCUAUUUAGCCUCUCCUGGCACUGACACCUCCCUGCAAACACCUCCACCAGUUUAAACUGUCUUUGCUUGCAUGUGCACAAGAACAGCUACAGAAGCAGCCAGCUAGUGUUUGACCACACUUGCGCUGCAGAGUUUGAGUGGGUAGGGGAUAGCUUUUGGUUUGAUGUUUGUUGGUUAGUGUGUAUUUUAGAUAAGGAUGGAGAGAAUGCUGAGUAAAUGAGAGAUGACUACUUGGCACCACAAGCUGUUUUAUUUCCUUAAUACCAGUAAGCCAUUUUCUUAAGAAUAGCAAUUCAUCAGCCUUUAAGUAUCUCACCAAGCAGCAGGCAGCCCUGUCCACAGUAUUCGUAGCAGCUUCUCACAUGCUAAAGGCACUUCUGUGUUUUCAAGAAAAUGAGGGCAGACACAGAUCUGAACAGAAAUCCUCAAAAGCUGUCCAGAACAGUGUUUGCAAACAGAAGCCAGGAAAGAGAGAGGUGCCACUGUUCAAGUACACAAAUGUAACUAGACCAUAAGUAAAUGAAAAUCAAGGCAGGAGAAGUGCUGUCACUUUCAGAAGACAAAAGGCUAUUGUUGCAGGUGUUCUUUGCUGGGGACAAACACUCCAGAGCUCCUGAGCUCUGGUGACUGAAGUCAUGUGUAAUGAGUUUAGUAGGGACUUUGUACCAAAGGUUCAUCUAGCAUGUUAAUAAGCAUGUGGGUUCAUACUGCUGCCAACAGCACACCCACUGCAAACUGUGGCACAGCUGUAGAGUGCUUAAUGGCUGGGGUCUGGUGAGAAGCAUUGGACUUUGAGAAGCUGCUAACAGCGCUGUUAUGUGAAGCUGGUAUUUGAAUCAAGAACUAUGGAAUGAUCAGCUGGAGCCCUGCAAAAGCUCUGGUGCUGUGUGCAUCACAUCAGAACCACAGAACAAGUCCACCUGCUGAAGCCACAACUGACCUUGAAUCAUGCUCCACUGACAACAUGCUGUGCAAGCACUCCCACUCCAAAAUUAGGGCUGUCGCAGCACAUUCAGCCAUCUCAGUGUCUCCUCAGUGGUGCGGGUUGAAGCUCAAUCAAAGCUGGCACAGUAGCCAGAAAUGCCAAGGGUAAGGGAACACUGCUGUCUGACCAGCUGUGAAUUUCACUGCCUGCCUCUACAGCUACCCCGAGGAGCCCAGGUUUGGUCAAGCAGCAAAAGAGCAACCACAGUGACAGUUAUCUGGGUUGUAUAUUUGGCGCACACACUCCCAGGAAUGUCAGACAGCACAGCCCUGGGGAACAGCAGUGCAAGAGGAGGACUGUAACAGAAGACUAAAGUUCUACAUCAGUGCCCUGACUGUUGGCUGGGGCAUUUUUUAGCACUGGUUGGUCUCCAUCUUAAAACUAAGACUGGAUUACUCUGUGGAGCAGAGACCCUCUGGGGUCUGAGUUUAUGGAUCUCAAGAUGGUUCCUGUGUCCAGGCUAUGGGCGAGCAGCAGUUCAGUCACACCCAAACCCAGCUCUCCAGUGCCUGUUACAGAACAAUUCUUCACCCAGAGAAAUGCAGCUUCCAGGAGCAAGAAUGCUGGUGUCAGUGGUACUUUGGUGUUUGUGCUUGAAAGACACCAGAAAGCUAUAAAGCAGUGGGACACCGACUGUCUUGUUAAAACCAUGGGGGAAAGAGCAGGCAUUAAAACAAGCUUCCCUUUAAAAUAACCAACGCUUAGGAAGCCUCCCUCCAGCUCCUGGGGUCAGGGAGAAGUUUUCCUGUAAGUAAGGUGAGGAGAACAUGUGGCAGCUGGGAAGUCCUUGUACCCACUGAAAGAAUAAAUGGAUGUGAGCACUUGCAGUGGUUUCCCCAGCACUUUCUCAGCAAGCACACAGAAAACAGGGUACUGGGGGGCUGCUGAGGAGUUUUGCAACUUCAUUUGGAGCUGAAAAAACCUGUAGGAUGUGUGCACAGGUCACAGGGAAAGGAGAUGCCCCGCCAGUAAUGCAGCGCUAGGGAGGAAAACUUUCCUUCCACAUACUCUGACAUUUGGGAGAUGAAUAUUGGUUGUAGUUUCAGGUUUUUUUAAAGAGCAGGUCAGCAAAGUACAUUCAGCCUCUCAUCCAGGCUGGCCCUUUCUGAAGACCUAUUCGCACACCCCACAGUGCCAUGUCCCAGCUGCCGCGUUUGCAGAGGUACUUGUAACAAGACAGAUGAGUGACCAAAAAUUUCCAUGAGCAGAGGAGAUGUGAGUUAAGUCAGCUACCAAAGAUAAGCCACGUGGUUCCUAGCCAGCCUCCUGGGAGAAAGGCAAGUCCAUCCGGCAGAUCUGAGCCCCAGUGCAAGUUCCCAGAGCAGGAGCUAAUCACUCCCUUGAGGAAUGGCCAGGAACACUGAGAAACAAAACAAGAACAAAGCAGUUUUUCAACGCCUGAUGACAUUUUUUAACCUGUAGGCUUGUUAAUAAGUAGAUUCUAUUAUCACUGUUCUUUGAAUUUUAUUUUCUCUACCGAAUGUGAGAGGAUUUAACUAAAAAAUGAAAAAAAGAAAGCAGCCUCAGCUGUGAAAAUCUACCAUCCUUGGCAAUAAGAGGACUGCAGACAUUGCCUGCACACCCAGGCAAUACUGAAACUGGGCUCCCAGUAUGCAAUGGAAACUACCAAUGCUAUUCCAAAAAGGGUGAUGUUUUACUCUCCACUCUUGAGGUUAUUACCUAGAUGCUGCUUUAAUUCUUGAGUGAAAAUGUGCUAAAUGAGCAUUUCUGAAGCAUCAUCCCCUUCCUGCUCUUUGAUAUUGGUCUGACACCUGAUAUGAAUGGCUUUUGUUUCAACUUGGGGAAUGUAUCUGAAAUGGUCAUUGCAGCAGUCUGGGGGAUUAAAAGAGCCUGGCCACGUACAAUCAAAUAAACACAGAACUAAAGUGGUUUCACUUCUAUUUUCAGGUGCAACAAAGACAAUUAAUGCUCAUGGCAGAUGCUUGAUAUUUUAUUUGAAUAAUUGACAUUAUUUAAAAUAAAAUUCAAUUUGCUACAGAA
Strigops habroptila (Kakapo) is the source of this 7212-nucleotide messenger RNA. RefSeq names its product kinesin family member 24 (gene KIF24). The transcript is spliced from 12 exons. NCBI's taxonomy places the organism in Eukaryota, Metazoa, Chordata, Aves, Psittaciformes, Psittacidae. The coding region runs from base 10 to 4281 and encodes 1423 amino acids. Gene Ontology annotation, molecular function: microtubule binding; microtubule motor activity; ATP binding. Gene Ontology annotation, biological process: microtubule-based movement. The record is from RefSeq and is a predicted model, not a curated record.